AGUCCAGUUCUGUUCAUUCUUAUUCUUCAGUCAGUUUCACGUUGAUGUAAACAUUCUUUUCAAAAUGAAUCAAAUCGGUUUGUUGAGUCUUACUUUGGUUCUGUUUCAGUGCGUUAUUUUUUUGGAUCAGCCUGCUGAAACGGCCGCUCAGGAACCAGCGUUUGAGUUGCCAGUGGAGUUGAUUGGUUUUCCUGUCAUUAUUGUGGCUGUCAGGCUGUCAAAUUUUGUUAAAAAAUUAGCGUAUUCUUUAAAUCCAAGCACCUACAGACGGACACGUCGUGCCAUUUCAUCGGACGAAAUGAUCAACAUGAUAGAAGCCGAGAAGAGAUUAGUUUCGGAAUUGGGUGAAAAUGUCUGCAUUUAUCCGAAAGUUUGUUUACAUCACGCAGAAAAAGCGAGCAAAUCCAAAGGACGACAGGAAAUAGCCAUUGAUUGGGACGAGGUUUUCAGGAAUUACAAAGCUUCUCCUGAAAAGAACAAGGAAUUUUACCUUCUCAGCGUCUUCUUAGGUGAUUUUAUUCAGUCUCCAAAAUUCUGUAAUCAGUUAGUGAAACGAGGUCGAGCCUGUAAGGAUGAAAUAGGAUCAAGUAGUAAAUUAUCAUCAUCAUAAAAUUUUUUGCAUAAUGAAGAAUGAAAUUAUUUGUAAGGUAUCUGACGAACGCUACAGAAAAAAAAUGGUUUUAAACCAGAUUAGAAAAAUAUAAACUUAUUUGCCAUAGAUCCAUCUAUAACUGUACACACAUUCAUAAUCCCGUGAAGAUUGUUAAAAAAUGUGUGAUAAUGAAUUUAAGUGAUUCACGCCAUUUAUUAUAGCAGUAAAUAAUGUACUUAGAUUGUUAUCACUGAAAACAUUAAUAUUUUCAUACCAUUCAUACCAUUUACAGUGCAAUGCAAUUUUUGGUGAUUUGAUUACAGAUUGAUCAUCAAUUUUAUUUUUGUUUUUAGGCGUGUUUUAGUCCGUUUUACUUUACUUUUUGUUCUUUCAGAAUGGGUCAGAUUUUUUAUUUUUUCGUCUACUAAGACGCAUAUUAUUAUCCAUGUGUCACCAAAUAUCCUCAUUACAUGACCAGCCUAUUAAAAACUCUACAAGUCUAAUGUAUUCUGAGAUACCCUUUGAAUAGACUUUAAAGUUCAUGGUUAUACCUAGAUAUUUAUAGAGAAUUGGAUUCGAAAUCCGAUAUUUAUAUAUAUAUAUAUAUAUAUAUAUAUAUAUAUAUAUAUAUAUAUAUAUAUAUAUAUAUAUAUAUAUAUAUAUAUAUAUAUAUAUAUAUUAUCCUAUUUUCGGUAUUUGGUCCAAAGAUAUUCAUUAGAAUUUUUCUUUUCAUAACUUCUCGUUUUUAUUUAAUGACAGAAUUGAAGACCAAACUAUUUUAUAUGCAGCUACAAAGACUAUAGUUAAAAAAGCAGAAAAAUUAAAGAGCAGAAUGGUAUAAUUAUAAAUGUAAAUGGAUCAUACCAGAAAAAACGAAGCAUACCAGAAAUAUAUGGAAUGAAAAACUGAUCUGGACGAAGAUCAGAUAAAAUAUACAGAAUAUAAAAAAGAGAAUUCAAAACUGCUAAGAUAUAGAAAAUGGAAUAGAAAUUUUAAAGUAACGUUCCUAAGUAAAGCACUUAAAUAUUGAACGAACUAUAUGGCCCUUAGAAGUUAAGGAAAAGAAUGGCAGAGGAAAACCAAGGAGGAGAUAGAAGGGCUGUGUAACAGAGGAGUUGACAGAUAAAAGCUUAAAUAAAGAAGACACGAUGGACAGAUGUGAGUGGUGAGUAAGAGUAAGGUAUAGCGAUCCCUGAAAAGAGAAAAGCUAUAAGGAGACAGAAAAAGAGGAAUAAAGAAUUGAGGAUGUCCUUGUACAUCGUCCCAUCAAGUUUACACUGUAUGUGUACAUCACAAUCUGCUUAGACUUGUCAAACAAUAUAUUGUUUGAGUUUACAAACAUUUUUUCUUAUAACAUAUUCCAUACAUUUAUAAACAGAAUCCCAUGUGUUAGCUCCUUAGUUAUCUGGAAGGGAUCUGUCAAUUCGUUCUUGACUCGUAAAUUUAUAUUCUAUGUGAGUAACUCGUAAAGUUAUAUUCUAUUUAAAUUUAUAUUCUAUGUGAGUAAUGGUGGCUUGAACUAAUCUUACCAAUCUCCUUGAAUUACCAAAUUCUCGCAUAAUUAAGUAUAUUUUAUAUCUGUUUAUGUUGUCAUAGGCUUGUCGAAAAUCUACAAAGGCUUGGUAGAUAUCCAUAUCGUGUUUUCAGAAUUUAGCUAAUAUUUAUUUUACGUUGCAUAACUGGUCAAUAGUAGACCGUCUUGAUCUAAAUGCGGCCUGUUGUUCCCCUUUGAUUUGAUCUGUGAAGUGACUCAAUCACCAUCUUUAUGAUGCACAUCAACAUCUUAUAUCUCAAACAGGAUAAGGAUAUACCUCUGUCGAUUAUGAAGCUGAAUUUUUUAUAUGAUAACAAAUAAGUAUCCCCAGUUUACCAAAUUAGAAAAGCGUUCGUUAGUACCUCGGGUAUAUUAUGAGCAAUAUACUUAUUUUACUCCAGGAAGAUAUGAAAAAUUUAAUCGUGCUCAGGAGUCCACAACAGGUAUUUGAUGAGUUUUUCCCAUCAUAUAUAUAGAAAUAUAAUACGACAACCUAUAUAACUUUUGCAGAAAUUUCGACGUAGUUUUUAAUUAUUAACAAUUUAGUGCAAAAAUUUGAUUUCUUUUAAUUUAACUUACCGUUAGAGAGGUCUCUAAACAUAUUAAUAUUUAAAUAUUUUAUAUGUUAUUUUAUAAAUAUUUCAUAUUUUAUAUCGAGAUAGAAAAAAUUUGUUAAUCCAAAAACAACAAAAUAAUACAAAAACGGUAAUUGUUUAUAACUUUUGAAAAAAAAACAUUAUUACAGAUCAACUUCAACUAGUAGCAUAUGCAGAUGAUCUAGUCAUCAUAGCGAAGACGAAGAUGAUACUUAUUAAAGUAGUUGAAAAAUUAGAUAAUAAAGUGAAGAGAAUAGGGCUACAGAUAAACCAGCACGAAACAAAAUACUUGGCGAUAGGGAAGAAUGACACAACAAAUCAGAAAUAUCUAUUAACACAGAUCUAAUAGCGAAAACAAAUAGGGAGUAACAAUAGGGAAAACCGGAAAAAAGAGAACAGAGGAAAGAAUUCUGAAGGGCAAAAAAAUAUGGACUGAAUAAAAAUCUGCUGAGAAGCAAGACCCUAAGUAAGAGAACCAAGAUGAACCUAUAUAAAACAGUAAUAAGACCUGUUGUUACAUAUGGGAUGGAAACAACAACGAUUAACAAGAAAAAGGAAGAUAGCCAUCUGAAAUUAAUUUAAAAGAAAAAUUAUGAAAACAAUACUGGGCCACAAUGUAACAAGACAGAGAAAAAUACGAAUGAAAACAAAUGCCGAAAGGGAAGAAAAAUUAAAGAGAGAAAAUAUAAUCAGAUACAUAAAAUCGCUUCGCUUAGAAUGGAUAGGAUAUAUACAGAGACGCCCACAGUCAGAUAUGUUAAGAAGGAUAACUAACUGAACACCACUAUGGCCUAGGUGUAGAUGAAGACCCAGAAGAAGAUGGCUGGAUGAUGUAGAAGAACACACAAGAGCAAUGAAUGUGAAAGACUGGAAAGUUCAGUGCAAGGACAGGAAGAAGUGAAAAAGAGUCACGACAGCAGCAAAGACACACAUGGCGUUAGCUAUAAUCCCUAGGGAUUGUAAUGCCUAAUGAAUUAAUGAAAAUUCAACUUACACAUUUGUGAUUUCUCUCAAAUGGGAGUAUUCUAGAGCUUCUUGUAGAGAACAAACCUUCAAAAUUUCAGCUCAAUAUAGGUUUGCUCACUAUACCUUUUAAGAGAAAAUCUCACCAAAUAUUGGUCUUACAAAAUAUCAUGAACCUGGGUUCAGGGCCCCCGCUACCAUAUGUGCAAAGUGUGCAAUGCACACGGGCGCCAUCCUUUAGGGGCGCCAAAACCCAGGGCCAAAAAUUGAAAAAACAAAUUGGCAAAAAACAAUUUUACAACAAAAUUCGAGAAAUUAAAUAGAAUUCGGUAAAAAAAAACAAAGAUUGUAACAACUGCAUUUUUACCAAAUCUACUGUAUUUACCUCUGUUGUAUGAAAAUGUCCUGAUGGGUCCCUGGACGAGAAGUGUGUGUCCCAGUUAAUGUCCCUUUUGUCAUAAUUAUUGAUUUUUCUUUCGGAUAUUCGCUUAGGGUAGUUAGGAUUAUUUAGGUUAGUUAGGGCUAAAAUAUAUAACUUGUGACUGGCUGAAUCACUAAUGUGUAUGCCAAAAAAAAACUUUAUUUACCUCAAAUAAUGUAAUACAUACUCCAUACGUUUUUGACAACUGUUGUCACCUAAACUCUGCCAUGUAAGGUUCUACCUGCAAUUUUCCAACCAAUAUGGUUGAUGUCAUGUGAUGCCAGGGGUUAAUCUGGAAAUAUUUUUAACAUCCUUCAAAAUCAGAUAAUAUAAUGUAACCCCAACUGUUUAAAAUCAAUUUAAGGGUUUUUACCCGUACAUUUUGGUGCUUAAAGCAUGUAAACCUGUGAUAACACUGAUGAUCGAAUAUUGAUUCCGAAAACGUUUUGUUGUAAUACAGCCCUUUUUAGGGAUUUUAAAUACAUACACCUUUUACAAAAUAAGGUUUUAAUUUUUUACUUUUUUCAUAUUACAGUUUUCGCAGUCUUGCCAUCUCUUCUAGUGCUUUACUAUUGCAUGGUGUACAUUUUGAUUUAAGAAAAAAAAAUAUGAAAAAAAAUUGAUUUUGAUUUAAGAAAUGUAUGAAGAAAUUACAGAAAAUGUACAAGGUAUGUAUCAAAUGUUGAAAUAAAUUCAAAAAAUUUGUCUAUCAUAUCUUUUUUUAAACAUGACGAUAUAUUUUAGUGUUUGAAAAGUGUAAGACUAAAACGUAAAAAAUAAAAAAAAAAUAUGAAAACAAUUUUUAAGAAACGCUUUUCGUUAGUUACGUGCGACUAAAAUUAAAAAUAUUAUAAAAAAAUUAACUAAAAAAUGCAAAAAAUAAAAAACUUAAAAUCGAAGGAUUAUUAGAAAAAAACUGUUAAACCGAUUACAUAUAAAAAAAUCUCACACAUUCGUUAAAAAAUUGAAAAACAGCUAACACAUUCGUUAAAGAAAAGCGUGGGGCGCUUUUCUUUAACGAAUGACCUCAAACCGUUUAUUCGAUGAAAACGCGCCCCACGGUUCUCUUUAACGAAUGUGUUGAUUUUUAAAAUUUUUAACGAGUGUGUGAGAUUUUUGUAUAUUUAAUCGGACUAACAGUUUUUUCAAAUAAUCCUUCGAUUUUAAGUUUUUUUAUUUUUUGCAUUUUAGUUAAUUUUUUUAUAAUAUUUUUAAUUUUAGUCACACGUAACUAAAGAAAAGCGUUUCUUAAAAUUUUUUUAAAAUUUUUUUUACCGUGAACGUGAUACCGUGUAAUUUUCGGGGUCACCACCGAAUUGCAUGAAAAUGUGGAUUUAGGUUCUGCUUCCCUUCACUUCAAAGUUGGACUUUGCCGAUAGUCGCUUUUGCUUGGGGAGUGAAAGUUACCCCUUCUCGGGGUUGAAAAAAUAUAGGUUUAAAAUAAGUCCGGAAAUGGAUAAACUGACUAAUUCUAAACAACUUUUAUUCUAUAGAGUUUUGUAACUAAAUCAAUAAUUUUCGAGUUAUUUGCGAGUGAAAAUGUUUAUUUUUUCAACAAAAAACACGUUUUUAGGCAAGUUUUCACCGUUUUUAGGCGGCAAAUAACUCAAAAACUAAGUACUUUAUCGAAAAAUAUUGUUAUCAAAAAUGUAGCUGAAAAAAAUGGUAUGUUAAUGAAGUCUAUAGACCUAGUAAAACCAAAAUUGAAGGUCAUGAAAAAUACGUUCGUAUUCGUCAAAUGAAUUCCAAAUCGAAUAUUUCUACUUGAAAUAUCCUAAAAAUGAAGCACUUUUCGGGGAAAACUCAUUAAAACUUAUUAUGACUUCUAAAGUUCAGUUUUUUGCCUUACUUUCAAAGAAAUCAUAGAAAUAAAUAAAUAAGUACGAACCAAAAUGCCUUAAGGGGCGCCAAAAUUCUUUUUUGUACACAGGCGCCAGUAGCCCUUACGGGGGCCCUGCCUGGGUUACUCAUUUGGUGACAUCAAUCUACGAACGAACCUAUGAAAUCCGACAUUACUGAAAUCAUUUUUAUCUCUAUCUCAGUGCGUUUUCAUAGCAAGACAGAGUAAAACUAUUUUUUUGCGCUAGUAAAAUAGUUAUAGUAAUUAUUGUUUUUCUUCUGGCAUUCGUUUUUAAUACUUUUUAUUGAAUUCAGUAUAAAAUUAAAAUAUUUAACAUUUUUAGAUUAAUUUUUUCGGGCAUGCGUAUUUCUACGUUUCAUGAAGUUUUGAUCCAUUCCUACCUGGCUAUUGUGAAUUCCUGAUACACAUUUAUUUUCCUGGUCUAUUUUAGAUAAGUUUUAGAUUACUAUGUAUACACAGAUCAAAAAAUAUUACAGGCAUUUAGUCACUUUUGAUAUCUUUUGAUCAAUCGUUACUGAUUUUGGAGCAGAUAUUUUGAGUUGUCAUAAACAUAUUUAGGCCAUUUUUUAAUAUUAAUUAUGGUACUUUUUUAUAAAAAUAUUUGUUACAAAUUUAGUUUCGUUAAUUUACUAGUCAAUCUCUAUAAAAAUAUUAUUGUAGGAUAAGUAGGUAUAUGACAAAUGUAUAAAUUGCGUUUCAUAUUUUAUAAUUUAUUAUUAAAAAUAAACAAG
Messenger RNA from Diabrotica virgifera virgifera (western corn rootworm), 6698 nucleotides. RefSeq lists its product as uncharacterized. The record is from RefSeq and is a predicted model, not a curated record. The coding region runs from base 65 to 610 and encodes 181 amino acids. NCBI's taxonomy places the organism in Eukaryota, Metazoa, Arthropoda, Insecta, Coleoptera, Chrysomelidae. The transcript has 3 exons.